CCAAAAUUUAAAAAGUGUUAUGUCUGAAUCUGGGAGGCAUUUGGAGCAAGUGGCUAAUGUGGCUUCUCAAGCUAUUGCGCGUGCCAGAGACCACGUCAGGCAUAGGCCUGGGCCUUCUGCUACUACUGCUGCCAGUGCUACGAGUAGGCCUACUACUACUAGUAGUAGUAGUAGUAGUAGUAGGUCUACUACCACCACGUCUUCUAGGCCUAGGCCUAGUAGUACUACCACCGCGUCUGCUGGACAUCAUUUAGCUAGCACUGGCGGCAGUAGUACUGACAGUGGUACUAGGUCUAGUAGGGGGCCUAUAUCUGCAACAACUGAUGAAGGGGUGGAUUCUUUUGACACUUCAGAAGAAUUCUAGCGAUGAAAAUACUACAAGUUUUUUUCUUGCUUCUGGUAGUCCAACAGUUACGUUCAAUCCCACUGUCGAGAUGCUAUCCAAAAUUCAAGCAGAUGUUGAUACAGCUUUUCAUGCACUUGACCAGUGUUUAACAGAUGAAAUUGCAAAAAUAACUGUUCGGAGAGAUCAUGUGUUGGAGGAUGUCCUUGCAGCAUAUCGCAAUGACAGUCAUCUUUGCUCAAAAAGGCUGGAGGUAGAAUUCUGCGAUGAAGAGGGAGCAGAUUUUGGUGGUCUCACUCGUGACAUGUUUUCCAUGUUUUGGACUGAGGCCAUCGCUGUGUACUUUUCUGGUGAAAGUGCAGUUGUACCCAAAUUACCACUGCACAAACAAAGAGCUCUGCGUGGAGACUAUACCAUACUUGGGAGAAUUCUCGCUCACACAGUAGCGCUAGUACAGGCAAUACCUCCAAGGCUCACAAACCUUUUUGUCGCUUUUAACCUUUGAGGAGGCUCCUGCAGAUGACUAUUUACUGAGGGAUUUCUUAGAUUUCACAACACAGUCAGAGCGGGUUUUAUUAAAGCAAGCUUUGCGAGAUUUCGUUGGGCUAACAGAGUCUGCCGAAGACAAGCUUAUUAGCCUUUUCAGCAUGUACGAACUGUACGCCAUGCCUAAAAAAGAUGCAAUUCUGAACCAAGUUAUGUCAAUUGCGGAGUCCCAAAUGGUAGACAAAGCGAGACCCUUUGUAGCUGCAAUGCGAAGAGGGAUUCCUCAAUUGCAAUUGGAGGUUUUUUGGGGACAGUUGUCCCUAGAGACAAUAAAUUAUAUCGUUUCACAAAUGCCUAGCGGGCGGAAAGUUGCUGAAUGUAUAAUCGGUGACAAUGAUGACAUGACUCCCCAGCAAGAAACAAUCCUAUGGUGGCUCAAAGACUUUAUAAUGUCUUUGGAUGCGGAUGACGUGGGUGAAUUCCUGAGAUUUACCACCGGCUCAGCUGUAAUGCCACAAAACAAAAUUAAAGUGGCAUUUUUACCUAGCGCAAGGUAUCCUGUAGCCAGAACCUGUGGAAAUCUAAUCCAAAGCCCAGUCUGUUACACCUCAAAACAACAAUUAAAACGAGAAUGGAGGGCGAUUCUUUCAAAUCCACAAUCUUUUUCAACGAGUUUGGUGUAAUGGGGUUAUACCUACAGUAGCAUUGUUCUCCUUCUUGUAUUCCACAAUAAUUAUUUAUUUGUUUCAUGUUAUGAUUUUUUUUUUCUAAUUUCUUAGCUCUUUUCUAUUUCAACAUUCACUAUCAGUACAUUUUUAUAUUUAUUUUAUAUUCAAAAAGUAUAAGUAAAUAAGUAUAAAAUAUGGCUCUCCAAACUAUUAUGUAUGUACGACAGCUACUUAUUAAAUACUUUAUUUGAAUUUUUACUUAUUUUAAUGUUCAAUCUGUGUUUCUACAAUCAAUCUUCUGUUUUUAUGACUUCAUUCUCAUUUUAGGAACUACUAUUUCCCUGUAUUUGUAUAAUUAAGGAAUGCCAACUGUGACAUUAUAUAAUAUUAGAGAAAGAUCUGUAGAUGUUCAAAAUAUUGAAUGUAAUAGCCUUUUUCUUUCCCCUCUGAUAUCAAAUGUAGUUUUUUUUUUCAAAUGCACAGAACAACAUAUAGUAAUGUAAUUAGUUUUUGUUAUAUUUAUGUUGAAGUCUUAAGUGUUGCAUUGCUAUGCAAUUGCGUAAAAAGUAUCAAUACGUGUACAGAUUUUUAAAAAGUUUUAAAUAUAUAGUUAUCAAUACUAUAAUGUACCUACGACAGCUACUUAUUAAAACAUUUACUGGAAAUUUUACUUAUUUUAAUGCUAUAUGUGUUUCUUUAAUGACAAACAUGUUUUUUAGACGUACAAAGCCUCUCUAUAACUAGGUUUUCAAAAUGUCUCUGUCUGUUUUGUCAUGCAUGUUGUAAAAAUGCCUGACAAAAAAUUGGUAGUAGGUAUUAGAUCUAGGACCUCCCAACAAAUCGGUGUCAGCCCUCGAAAUUAACGUCGGCAUUUGGAAAUGCCGACUUAUUAUUUUGUACAAUGUAUAACCACAUACAGUACAGGGUUUGAAUAACAGUAUUUUUUGACAGACAACUA
Molecule: messenger RNA, 2455 nt
Organism: Anneissia japonica
Lineage: Eukaryota; Metazoa; Echinodermata; Crinoidea; Comatulida; Comatulidae
Exons: 4
Coding region: 324-848 (174 amino acids)
Molecular function (GO): ubiquitin-protein transferase activity
Source: RefSeq, a predicted model, not a curated record